CGAGCCUACCGGAAGUGACGGACGGAGGCCGGCGGGUCCUGCGACUGUGGAGGACGAGGUGACCCCGUUGCGGUAGUGGGGGGCGUGUCGGGGAGCGCCGCAAGGCGCCGCCGAGACGAUGGGCCGCGAGUUUGGGAACCUGGCGCGGGUGCGGCACGUGAUCACCUACAGCUUGUCGCCCUUCGAACAGCGCGCUUUCCCUCACUACUUCACCAAGGGCAUCCCCAACGCGCUGCGCCGUAUUCGGGCGUCCAUCCUGCGGGUCGCGCCCCCAUUUGUAGUGUUCUAUUUUGUCUACACAUGGGGGACCCAGGAGUUUGAAAAAUCCAAGAGGAAAAAUCCAGCCGACUAUGAAAAUGACAAGUGAGCAACUGUGACCUGCAUGAUGGUUUCCUGUCUCUGAAAGAUCUUUCUCUGGGAGAGGAAUCUGCGUUGUAGUGUCUUGGAAGACUUAAUAAAUUUCUUAUGGGCUG
This is a messenger RNA of Loxodonta africana (African savanna elephant), 473 nucleotides long. Its product is annotated as cytochrome b-c1 complex subunit 8. Lineage: Eukaryota; Metazoa; Chordata; Mammalia; Proboscidea; Elephantidae. Gene Ontology annotation, biological process: mitochondrial electron transport, ubiquinol to cytochrome c. The coding region runs from base 119 to 367 and encodes 82 amino acids. The record is from RefSeq and is a predicted model, not a curated record. The transcript has 3 exons.